This is a messenger RNA of Westerdykella ornata, 1143 nucleotides long. RefSeq lists its product as uncharacterized. The transcript is spliced from 3 exons. Lineage: Eukaryota; Fungi; Ascomycota; Dothideomycetes; Pleosporales; Sporormiaceae. The coding region runs from base 1 to 1143 and encodes 380 amino acids. The record is from RefSeq and is a predicted model, not a curated record.
AUGUGCACCUCACAGGAUGCCAAUAGUUUGGAUCUACAAGCAUUGGCGCUCUCGAAAUUCUUCGUUUCGCCCAUGCGACGGAUGGAGGACUUGCCACCUGCUUUCGAGAUACCUCGUCCUCGAAAACUGUCAGCGUUUGAGAAACUUCCUGCCGAGUUGCGCCACGAAAUAUACAGCCAUCUCGGGGUGCUUGUAGCUCGCAGACUUUGGACAGGCUGUCGGAAAGACAACUGCGGGUACCGCUCACAUCCAGGUUGUGAUACAGGAAGCUACUGGGACACUCAAUCCGACGGCAGCGAUGUACCCGAAUAUGAACACCGUUCGAGGGUUCUUGAAGUCGAGUUUGAACGUCCCGAUGAGAGGUCAGGGGCGUUUGUUAUGGAGAGCCGCACUGUUGAUGGGCACAACUGGACUUAUUACUACAUAAUACUGCUCAAAGACUGGCCUCUACUUCACAUUUGCCGAUUAAUUCGAGAUGAGGUUGCCGACCUGCUCUUUCAAAAUGUGAAUGUCCGCAUCGGGUUCGAGUUAAGCGACAGGGCAGUUCACUACGACAACUGGACGAACUACUACAACAACAAGCCUGGACACGGUGUAUUCCGACGGAUGACUCUCAACCCAUCCUGGUUUGCCUCCAUGACACACAUUCACCUCACCAGAGAAGUAGGAAGUGGUUUCAAUGCGAAGCGCCCCGGAGCCGCUUACAAGCCUCGUCCAAACCUCACUCGUGCCCUCGAAAAACAGGCCAAGACUCUUCUCUUUCUCGCCAAAUACUGUCCUGCCCUCGUUACCCUGCGUGCGGAUUUCGUCCCGGCAUGUCACGAGUACGACUGUUGGCCCUGCGGCUGGUACCACGCCUGGAGGGGUAAACCAAAACAGAGCAUGCUGGACGCCCUCAUCGCUGCCUACGUGGACGUCGUUGGCAGGUGCACGAAGUUGCAGAGCAUUGUUAUUCCCCGCGCCGAUUUCCAAACGUUAGAGGAUGAUCAAGCCGGUUCGGGGGAUAUCAAUCUAGAUGAUAGACUACAGGUUCUAGAGCUCCGGGAUGUUCUGGUCGCACUGAGGGAGGAGGCCGCACGGAAAUGGCUCAAAGUAUUGAUGGAUGACUUGGUGGCAUUUCGAUGUACGGGAUGUGAGAAGUAG